This is a messenger RNA of Mytilus trossulus (common blue mussel), 3018 nucleotides long. Its product is annotated as transmembrane protein 145-like. The coding region runs from base 63 to 1700 and encodes 545 amino acids. The record is from RefSeq and is a predicted model, not a curated record. Gene Ontology annotation, biological process: response to pheromone; G protein-coupled receptor signaling pathway. Lineage: Eukaryota; Metazoa; Mollusca; Bivalvia; Mytilida; Mytilidae. The transcript has 13 exons.
UCGGUCACAUGAUGUAAUCUAAUGUUGGCCGGAAGUCAUAUAUUCUGAGAAUUGCUGAGAUUAUGUGCCACUUUGUUGUUGUUUUUAUUUUGACUUUAUCAUCAAUAUGUUUAGAAAAUUCACAUGGAAAACGUGUAGAAGGAAAUCUUGUUACAACAGAGAAUUGGCAGUUCCUUACAAGAUUUUGUUUUCUGUCUAAGAAAGGCACGCUUGAAUACUUUUUUGAAUAUCCACAGAGUUAUGCCAGACAGGAUUUAUUGCUGUACUUUGAUAACAAAUGGGAUGAAGCUUACAAAACUGGAAAGACAUGUCAAGAGCAAGUGUCUUUAUUGAGUUGGGUAGACAACCAGAUUAUACCACUAGACAACUCUGGUGUUGGGAACUGUACCCCUGUCAAUAAAACUGAUGGUAUGUACUGGAACUGUGUCAGGAAAGUUACAUUCUCAUCGUCAAGAGCAAAAUGGUGGUUUAUAGCUAUGGGAAAUUGCAAUUCACAGAAAGGUUUAAAGAUAGUUUACAGUUUGCAUAUGAUGAAUGGAGAGGAUGGGGAAUUGUUGCACCAUGAAAAUUCUGCUGAUCAAUUCUAUAUAUUACCAAUAGUAAUUACAUUUUUCCUGCUUUAUAUGGGUUUAGGAGCUUUAUGUUCUGCAGUGGGAUAUGUGUUAAGUACACAGCAGUUAUUCCAUACAACAUACAAAAUGUAUAUUUUUUGUAUCUACUCCAACUGUUUUGGGUUGUUUUUAUUGGUGAUUGGAUGGGGGAAAUAUGCUAACACAGGAUAUGAAGAAACAGGGACAUGGCUAGCAGGACGUUUGUUCCAAGCAAUGAGUGAUAUAAUGUUUGUCCUGAUGUUGAUACUGAUGGCUAACGGUUAUACAAUAGUUAGAGGAAAGCUCUCCACACCAUUAUACAUUGUCCUUGCAGUAUUCUUUAGUAUAUUCACACUGACAUAUGCAGUUCUGUUUGUGUAUGAGGCAGAGGUGUUUGACCCAGGAGAAGUUUUGUACAUCUACGAGAGUCCAGCUGGUUAUGGACUGAUAGCCCUCCGUCUGGUUGGGUGGACAUUCUUUUGUGUUUCUCUCAUUGUUAACUUAGUAACACAUUCCAGGAAAACCUGGUUCUACAUUCCAUUCUUUAUUUAUUAUACAUUAUGGUUUUGGGCUGGCCCUAUCACCAUACUUAUUGCUAUGUUUGUUAUUAAUUUGUGGGUCAGGGAGCAGACAGUCACUGGUGUUUCAAACUUUGUUACUAUUUGUGGACAUGUAUUUUUCUUGUUGUUAACCAGACCUGGAGCUGCUAACAAAAAUUUUCCUUACCAUAUAAAAACUACACAAAUUGGAAUGAUGGACGGCACAGAGAAAGAAGCAGAUGCCAAUAGUCCAUAUGAAGUAGGAGAAACUAUGAAUGUUCAUGGUCCUGACCUACAGAGUCUCUUUGUGACGGACAGACGGAGUAGUAGGCUAGAUCAAACACUGUUAACAGAUAAACCUCCAAGAGAUAGAAAUGGACAGUUGCCAUCAUUGUCAAACGGAAAUUCAUCUAAUGGUAGGUUACCUUCCUUGGAUCAGAGGAGUAAUAAGUUACCUCCCUUAGACAGAAAUGGAGCUUUACCACCAAUAGGAAACCACGACCAUAUUGAGGCUUCAGCACCUCCGCCAUCAUAUGAAAUGUUUUCAACAGGCAGAUUCAACAAUGAAUAACAAUAAUAUUUAUGUUUGCAUAAUGCAUAAAAAAAUAUUAAAAAAAAAAAAAAGAAUACUCGUUUAUUCUUCCACAGAAACAUUUUUUUAAAGUUUCAAAAGCACUAGUUUAUUUACCUAAAAUUUAUUUUAAGAAGUUGAUAUUAUUUAAAUUAAUUGAUUAUCCACAAAAAAUAAAUAAGAAAAUAGAAUACUCCUUCAUUCUUCCACACAAGCAAGUUUUUUAAUGUUUUGAAGAGCAUUGCUUGAUAAAUUACAUUUUUUUUUUUUUAAAGUUUUUAAGUUUUGAAGAGCAUUAUUUUCUAUGUAAAGGUUGAACUAAUCUCCUUUGUAUUUUUUUUUUAUUAAAAUAAAACCAAACCCAUUUGUAACAUGUUGUAAAACACCUUAUUGAAGACAAAGUUUUAUAGAUAUGAUUUAAAAAAUGUGUAAAUAAUGUUUGUAAUUUGUUGAAGUUUACAUUAUUUAUAUCAGUUUAUAAUAUUUGUUAAAUUGCCUCUUGUGAGGUUGUUGUAAUUUUGUAUUGCAUUUUAUGAAUUAUAUACUGUUUUCAAUGUUUUAUGUAAUAUACUUUUUAUAACUGUCUUGUCUACAAUAUUGACAGAUCCUUUACUGUACACGACAUGUUUGGUCCUUUUCUUUGUAUAGGCAGGGACCAAGUUUGUUCUACCCAAGAAAUAAGGUUUCCUUUUCAAACAAAUCUUGUUGGCUAACUACCCUUUUAAUAGAGUAAAUAUAUUGUUAAUCUGAAGAUAGAAAAUAUGAUGUAUUAGAAAACAGACACAAUAAGAUUAACUUAAUAGGAUAGUUCCGUUAAAGGAAAAGGGGUGACCAAAUAUUGAGGCAGUUUUCUCUUUUAUAUUCGCUGUAAAAUAUUUGACAACCAUCCAUUUAUAAGUGCCUUCCCUUAGUCCCAUAUAUGUUUUUGUAAAACAGCCCUUAAUGGUAUCUGUUUAUGAUUGACAUAUGAAAUGCCUAUCUAUAUGUAUGUAUAUCAUAACAUUCCAUCAAUAUUAACAUUGUUCAUUUUACUUUUUCAUACAAUUAUUUUAUUUAUAUAUGAAUAUAAUGUUUGGUCAUAAUAACAUUUGUUCUAGAGAUUUUGAUUUUCAACUUAAAGCAUAAUGUCAAAAAAAUGAUAAAUUCAAUAAACAAAUGUGUAAGAAUAGUAUGGUAAGCUCAAAAUAACCCAAAUUCAGGCAAGUAGGGAUAAGAGAGAAAGAUUUGACUGUUGAUUCAUCCAUACCUAGCCUGUGACUUUGUUAUUGCAAAUUGGAGGAUCUUUGAAAAUGCUAAAUAAAAAAUGUUGACCUAAAAA